ACGUGACGUUUUAUUUUCAGCUAUAAAUUCGUUAUAGAUCUACAUUAGAUACCUAUAUCCAUUGUUCCUUGUAACCAGUGUACACCUGUCGGGACAGAGAAUCUCACGGAUAUCGAAAUAAACAACUAACAGCGGGAAUGUGUACGAAUCAUGCUGUCGCGAAGUCCCUCCAGACACGGUUGGCUAAUGAUCCUAUGCUGGUCCUGAAUAGGAUGGCGUCACAGAACGGGUCGGUCAACUUGGGCUUGGGAUUUCCAAACUUCGCCCCUCCGAACCACAUCGUCCAGGCCCUCAGUGAAGCGGCGACAGGAAACAAUCACAUGUUACAUCAUUACACCAGGCCCUACGGUCAUCCUCGUCUAGUGAAUAUCCUAGCUAAUGUGUACUCGAAGCUUCUAUCCAUCACUUUGGACCCGUCUGACCAUAUAUUGACCACUAUAGGAGCAUUCCAGGGUUUAUCAUCGAUCUGCCAAAGCAUCAUCUACCCUGGAGAUGAGGUUAUCCUGCUGGAGCCUUUCUAUUCCCCGUACAAGAACAUGUUGGAGAUGCGAGGAGCGGUGCCUGUGUAUGUCCCAUUGCGCCCUUAUGACGACGGCAGUGGUCAGAGCAGUGCUAACUGGGUAUUUGAUAAGAAAGAGCUGGAGAGUGCUGUCACAGACAAAACUAAAGCGAUUUUCCUGAAUACGCCAAUGAAUCCACUUGGGAAGGUAUUCAACAAGGAAGAACUCCUAGAAAUCUCAGACCUUUGUGUAAAGCAUAACUUACUGUGUGUGGCUGACGAAGUCUAUGAAUGGCUGAUUUACGACCGAAAACAACAUGUUCGGAUAGCGAGUUUCCCCAACAUGUGGCAGCGCACCAUCACCCUGGGAAGUGCGGGGAAGAGUUUUAGUGUGACUGGGUGGAAGGUUGGCUGGUGUAUAGGCCCUAAACACCUCAUCCAGGUUCUUCAAAACUACCACUUCUCCGCCAUUCGGACAAGUCCCACUCUUACUCAGGAAGCAGUAGCCGUAGCGCUUGAGAAGGAGCUGCCCAUCCUCUACACACCUGAGUCCUACUUCCAAACGUUGUCGAAAGAAAUGGAGGGAAAGAGGAAUAGACUGUGUAAAUACCUUGACAAUGCAGGGUUCAAGGCCAUUAUACCAGACGGAGGUUACUACAUUGUAGCAGACAUAUCGAAUAUACUACCGCGUUCUCAAGAGAACAGAGACAUAUCUGAAGAAGCAACAGACUACAGAUUUGCAAAAUGGGCAGUUACAGAAAAGAAACUCUGCGUGCUGCCUAUGUCAAUAUUCUACUCGGAGGCUCACAGAUACCUGUGUGAGAAAUACGUCCGCAUUUGUUUUGUGAAGACGGAUGAUACGUUGGAGAAAGCGAAAGAAAUACUAGACGAGUGGUCGGACAGUUGAACAGACAGGAGUGGAUGUAUACAAACGGAGGCCUCCGUAAACCUGGCGAUUCGUAACUUAGAUUUAGUUAAAGACUUUAGCUAGUAGAGAGUGACUGAAUAUUCAUAGUAAUGACUAGCCAGUGUUAGAAGUAGGUGUGAUUCAAAUGAUAGACGCAAACAGAAAUAUAUUGACAUGUAUUUUGACAGGACAGGCUUUAGGUUAAACGUGUUACAGUAAUAAUCACUCAACUUUAAACAGAUCGAGUUAUACACAUAUAAUCUUUUAUCUAACAGAUAUUUGUAAGUGGAUUUAAUAUUUAUUGAUGCAAAUUUCAAUUAAUAUUAAUUAAUAUUUAUAAUGAUACUGUAUAUUGGUCUUUCUAAUACUAAACAUUAACAAGAACCAAUUAAAGUUUAUCAAGAAAUAAAAUUUUAUAAAGAUACAAGUCCUAUGACAUUUCUACAUGUUGUAUGAAGCCCAUAAAUGUUUUCACUUGACAAUCUUCUAUAAUACUGAGGUAAACCACCAACUAAUCAUGCAUUUCAUUUUUCUUUUAAAUAAUUAUAUUAUUCUAUUAUUUGGAAUACAUAUUAUAUGGAUAAAUUGUUUAAUGAUAUAACUUUACUCAAUAUAUCGUGUUAUUUUACCACCAGGAAUAACUAAUCGAUAACUGUGCAGGUGUUUCACCAGGAGUAAAUUA
Pecten maximus is the source of this 2088-nucleotide messenger RNA. Its product is annotated as kynurenine--oxoglutarate transaminase 3-like. Gene Ontology annotation, biological process: biosynthetic process. Lineage: Eukaryota; Metazoa; Mollusca; Bivalvia; Pectinida; Pectinidae. The coding region runs from base 138 to 1406 and encodes 422 amino acids. Gene Ontology annotation, cellular component: cytoplasm; mitochondrion. Gene Ontology annotation, molecular function: L-kynurenine:2-oxoglutarate transaminase activity; pyridoxal phosphate binding. The record is from RefSeq and is a predicted model, not a curated record. The transcript is spliced from 13 exons.